Molecule: messenger RNA, 2051 nt
Organism: Linum trigynum
Lineage: Eukaryota; Viridiplantae; Streptophyta; Magnoliopsida; Malpighiales; Linaceae
Source: the annotation of a GenBank genome assembly
AAACCAAUCCUAAUUGUAAGAGUUUGUUAGUCAAAAAUCAAAGUAUAGUGGCUAACUUGUCAGAGUCUUAAAAUAAAGGGACCGGAUUGGAUAAUCCUAAUUCCUAAUUGUACCAUUCCAACCGAGUCAAACGCACAAACGACUUUUUCCCCGCGAGACUCCCGCUCCAAUUUCAAUCUCCUCCGCCGGUCGACGCACCGCCGUCCUUCAGAUUUUGCACAUAGGUUAGUUUCAGAGUGCUUUCGAGUAUCAAAUACUGGCUUGUUAUCUGUCUAAUUUCGUACCUGCCCUUUGCAAUCCGUGUUUCUUGUUUGUUUUCUCUUCUCCGCUCGAGCUUGAACUGUUUUGGAGUUUCGGCCGGCGGGUCUGCAUUUACAGUCGCGUAUUGUUAUGAAAGAUUCUAACUUUUAAGUGUAUUAGCUGCGGUUGUGUUUGGGUUUCCCCUGUCUUCGCAUUAUCUCUCUCUCCCCACCUCCUUCUCUUUGUGGAAUGAACAGUAUCCAGAAACCCUUAUUUGAUAGAGUGUGAUGAACAGUUAUCGAUAAAUUGGUCAGGGAAGGAGGUGGGAUAGGGAUGUUCUGCUUGCGGUAGACAUUUGUUAAGUCUGUUAUUCUGGGUGGAGUUUCCCCCAAUUUUGCUCUUCUAGUGCAUGGACUCAUUGGGUUGUUGUUUCUGGUUUGAUUCAUGUUUUCACAGGGAGUCUCGUUAGGCUAAACAAUCUUGCCUGAAGAUGAAGCCACUGCCAUCAACCUCCUCCAAGACGCCUGUCAAAUUUAGAAUGCCGACGUCUGAGAACUUGGUACCCAUUCGUUUGGAUAUUGAAGUCGGCGGGCAGCGCUUCAAAGAUGCAUUCACCUGGAAUAUAUCUGAUCCAGAUUCUGAAGUAAGUGUUUUCGCUAAACGAACACAGAAAGAUUUGAAGCUUCCACUUGCGUUUGCUACGCAGAUUGCCCAGUCUAUUCAGGCGCAACUGACAGAGUUUCGAUCAUAUCAAGGCCAAGAAUGCUCGCUGGGGAGAAAAUGGUCCCAAUCAAGCUGUUAUUUUGCAAUGAUUUGGGCAUUGAAGACCCUGAAGUGGGGCCUGCACCGCCUUUGCAAUCAGAGAACAACUUUAUGAGGUUAAUCUAUAAUCUUCGUUGAAACUAUGUGCACAGCUUAGCCUACUUGAAUACUCUUUUAUAGUUUGGACUCUGCAGGCAUAUGUUUUCUUUUUCUUCUUUAAUCCUUUCUUGCUGUUUCGCCUGCUAGAUUGCUAUUCAAAGUGUAGCAACAGCAAGGGAAAGUCGAAAUGCCAAAAAGGGUCGCCGUGGCGAAUAUUCUUCCAUUUCCAGGUUAGUCUUCGUUACUCUAUUCUGAUAUGUUCCUAAACCUCGUUUCAGGGUUUAUGCAAAACAGGUUUAUAGUAGAAUUUAAAUGGUAUGGAACUUUGAAUGACUUGUACUGCUAAUGCAAUAGUGCUCAUAUAGUAGGUCAGCUGGUGCUGCACUGGACUUGAUGAAGUUAUUCAGCAACAGAUAUAGCGUUGUCCUGUUAGUUUUCUAGACUUCAUGUGUUUGACGUUAAUUUUUUAAGCAUCAAAGAAUGUGUAUGCUAGGAAGUUUUCUGUGUUCUGGUAAUUAUGCUUCAGGAAAAUUAAAGAUUUUACAAACUCAACCUGUUCCAGUAUGACUGAAGGAUUCAUUCAUAUUUUAGAGAAGAGGGGAAUGUUAAUUGUCUCUUAAUUUCUAUUGUUGAACCGAAUGCUUGUACACUCAUAAGGCUGAUACACAUGACUGAACUAUGAGAAAGAGUUACUGCUUAUGUUUGGAGUUCAUAAGAUUGGGAACAGCGGACUUUAGAUGAGUAAAAUUUUGAAUUUGAUAGUCCAUGGAUUGUGUAAAUAUUGUGGGUUGGUUAAGACGGGCUGGUUGAAUAGAGAAGAUAAGUUUUAUCAGGGGUCUUGCCACUCCCAAUAAUUCAACAUGUGUUGGUUAUUACGCAAAGGCGGUCACUGUUGAUGUUAUCAGUCACCAGAAUUGAAAAAAGAAGAAGAAUAAAAGCGGAUGGAAGUU